Messenger RNA from Prorocentrum cordatum, 1662 nucleotides. Lineage: Eukaryota; Dinophyceae; Prorocentrales; Prorocentraceae. The record is from the annotation of a GenBank genome assembly.
AGCCAUGUUGGCACAAGCUUUCGGCGCAGCGCGCGCCUUCGGUGUCCGUGGAUGACUGUCAGCCCGGAGGGGCCGGCCUGUCCGCAGGGGGCCAAUAUGGCUCAGGCCGGGCUCCAAGGCCUGCCAGCAGACAGCAAGAUGGCGUUCGUGUCGGAGGCGCCGCCCCGGCAGCACCGGCAGGUCAUCUUCGAUAUCGACGAGGACGCAGCGAAGAAGCCCGUGGAGCCGGGGGCGUUUGGGGUCUCGCGGGCCUCGUGCUCAACGAGCGCUGGCCUCAGCGUGAAUUUCAGCAGCGACGGGACGUUGUCGACCUCGUACGGCACACGAUCGUCCUUCAGCGGGAGGCCGUCUUUCAGCCGGAGUUUGGCCAACUGCAGCAGGAGGGGAAGCCUCGAGUCGCGCAGGAGGGGAAGCCUCGAGUCGUGCAGCUCCCUGCGCAGGGGUUCGGAGUCUCGACUGAAGAGUUGGAGGCUUCUGACCUGGAUGCAGGCACUGAAGGUCAACUACGAGACCCUGACGACCGGGGAGAUGCUGGGGGAGGGGAGCACCGCGAACGUGCACCGGGGCAAGUUCAAGCAGGAGGCCAUCGCUGACGUGGUGGGCGAGGACGAGGACAUUCAGGUCACGGAGGUUGCGAUCAAGAAGUUCUUGUUUGGCAAACAGGAGCAUGAUCAGCUCACGAAAGCUCUUGUGCGGGAGCUCGAGGUGCUUACCUUGCUGAACCACGACAACCUUGUGCGCCUGAUAGGUGUAGUAGAGAAGCCCACCUGCAUCGUGAUGGAGCUGUGCCAGGGAGGACCGGUGUACAACUUACUAUACAAUUCCACGUAUAAAGUCCAUUGGGAACAGCAGUUGAAGAUCGCCUGCGACGUCGCAGAUGCCAUGGAUUACCUCCAUGGCCUCGAGCCCCCUGUCAUCCACAGGGACCUGAAAUCUCUCAAUUGUCUGCUGGACGAGCCCGUGGUCUCGGCAGAUUGCGAACCCUUCGUGAAGGUGGCCGAUUUUGGCAUGGCUAUCAGAUGGAGCCCCGUCCGAAAACUGACCAGGGGAGCUGGCACCUGCCACUGGAUGGCGCCCGAGGUGGCGAGCGGGACCGACUACGAGGCCAAGGCUGACGUGUUCUCGUACGGAAUGAUGCUGUGGGAAAUCUUUCGCUUGGAAGUUCCGUUCCGGGACCGGUCCCCAAACGAGGUUGCCAAGUUGCUCUGCCUGGGCGAGCGCCCAAUGAUUUUGAAGGAUGAGUUCCCACCCGACUGUCCCGAGCAGCUCAUCGCGUUGAUGACGGAGUGCUGGGACCAGAAUCCGGACUGCAGACCAACCUUCGAGCACGUGGUGGAGACCCUGGACGAGUUCCUCCCACGGCCCGAUGGCAUCGACGACGAUGAUUUCGUGGAGAACGCUUGGUGGAGAUCCCCUAACCAUUCGGUGGAGAUCCCUGUCCAAGGUAUGGAUUCGGACUCCGAGGGGCUCGACAUGGACGCCUGCGUCCCGACACCGAGCUGAGCCUUUGGCCGCCCCGGGGGGGUGUUUUCCGCAUGGUCUAUUGACAGCGGCAUGGUCUACCGACAGCGACACAACCGCCAAGGGUACCGAUCGAGUGAGCCUGGACAUGAUCCCCAGACAUGAUUUACGCGACUUCCUCCUCAUCCUCCAUCCUUUUAU